CGGUCUGCCCCAAGACAGACUGGAGAGAAUGGCUGCCAGUGGAGAGGUAGGGAAGCUGUUACAAGUACAGAAUGGGACACCACCAAGCACCAACUACAAUGGGGUAGAUGCUGUCCAUGCCUGUAACAUCCUUCAGCAGCUCAAAGCCUUGUAUGAUGAAGCACAGCUCACAGACAUUGUAGUGGAAGUGGACCAUGGCAAGACCUUUUCAUGUCAUCGAAAUGUGCUUGCAGCAAUCAGUCCAUACUUUAGGUCCAUGUUCACCAGUGGCCUUACAGAAAGCAGCCAGCGUGAAGUCAGAAUUGUUGGAGUGGAAUCAGAAUCCAUGCAUUUAGUCCUGGACUACGCCUACACGUCCAGGGUCACUCUGUCAGAGUCCAACGUCCAGGCCCUGUUCACUGCAGCCAGCAUAUUCCAGAUCCCAGCGCUGCAGGACCAGUGUGCCCAGUUCAUGAUCAGCCGACUGGACCCUCAGAACUGUAUAGGGGUCUAUAUGUUCGCUGAUGCAUAUGGACACCAGGAGCUGCGGGAGCGAUCCCAGGACUACAUCCGCAAGAAGUUCUUGUGUGUAUCCCGAGAGCAGGAGUUCCUCCAGAUGACCAAGGAGCAGUUGGUGAGCAUUCUGAACAAUGAUGACCUAAACGUGGAGAAGGAGGAGCAUGUGUAUGAGAGUAUCGUGCGCUGGCUGGAGCACGACUUACCUGGCCGCGAAGCCCACCUGGCAGAAGUCUUUUCACAGUGUAUCCGUCUACCACUCCUAGACGAAGCCUUCCUCAAUCGAAUACCCGCCCCGUUCGCCUGCGCCCUGUCUAUCUCCAAGGACCCGGCCGAGACUAAAGCACGUCUCACUGGCACCAACGGCUGCCCUCAGCGCCUGGGGAUGACCGCGUCUGAGAUGGUCAUUUGUUUUGACGCCGCUCACAAACACUCAGGGAAGAAGCAGACGGUGCCUUGCCUGGAUACUGCCGCAGGAAGAGUGUUCAAGCUCUGCAAACCACCAAACGACCUGCGAGAGGUAGGCAUCCUGGUGUCCCCAGAGAACGACAUCUACAUUGCCGGGGGCUACAGACCUAGCAACAGUGAAGUGUCCAUAGACCACCGAGCAGAGAGUGACUUCUGGCAGUACGAGCAUGCGGGCAACAGGUGGCUCCCGCGUGCUCCCCUGCUGAGAGCAAGGAUUGGCUGUAGGCUGGUUCACUGCUGCGGGAAGCUUUAUGCACUGGGAGGACGCGUGUAUGAAGGAGACGGGCGCAAUGCGUUAAAGUCAGUGGAGUGCUAUGACGCCAGAGACAACUGUUGGACAGCAGUCAGUCCUAUGCCUGUAGCCAUGGAGUUUCACAGCGCUGUGGAGUACAAGGACCGGAUAUAUGUUCUACAAGGUGAAUACUUUUUCUAUUUCGAUCCCCGAAAAGACUAUUGGAGCCACCUUCCAUCCAUGUGCGUCCCUCGAAGCCAGGGCCUGGCUGCCUUGUACAAGAACUGCAUCUACUACAUCGCUGGCAUCUGCCGAAACCACCAGCGUACCUUCACCAUGGAGGUCUACGACAUUGAGAAGAACACUUGGAGCCGUAAGAGGGAUCUGCCUUUUGACCAAGCCACAAGCCCAUACAUCAAGGCCAUGCUGCUCCAAGGCAAGUUGCACCUGUUUGUGCGAGCCACGCAGGUCAUGGUGGAGAAGCACGUGUUUCGUACCAGCCGCAAGAACUCCCUUUACCAGUACGACGACGAGGCUGACGCAUGGACCAAAGUGUACGAGACGCCCGACCGCCUCUGGGAUCUGGGCCGCCAUUUUGAGUGUGUGGUGGCCAAACUCUACCCACAGUGUUUGCAGAAAGUGCUUUGAUGAAGGGGAGAGUUGGUCAAACCCAGUGGAUGUGGCGGAGGGAGUAGUCUGAUCGUGCCUGCCCUGUGCCUGGUGUUUCCUUGGGUGUCUACCACAAGGACAUUUUUUUUGUUAGGUCUUACGUUGUUCAAUGUUUGGUUCUAAGUGAUCAAAUAUGGGGUGCUUUUUAAAAAUUGCAGUAUUUUUUUUUUUCUGUCCAACAGCACCGACACGAUGCUAACAAAACCGUACAAUGAAUCAUAAGUGCAAUUAUACUAUAUUUUGCUUAAUGUUGAGCCAUUCUAUUUUUGUUUCAGAUGCAUAUAGCUAUAGGACAUUUACAAAUGAUAAGCAUGCAAGUGAGCGCCAUGAGGGCAAAUGAAAAGUUCCCUCUGGAGCUGUGGAUGUUACAUGUCCAGAUCUCUCUAUAUAAAUAACUAUAUAAAGUCUAUAUUCAUACGGGUAAGGUGACAACCGUAGCUUAGUUCUAGGUUUGGCUCAAAAAUGUGUGUGUGCGUUUUUCCCUGUUUAGUCUUUCUGCAACUCAUUUGACAGAAUUUUAAUUUGAUGUGUGCUGGACAUUUACAUUACUGUUUUGAUCCUUGUGUAAUACUUUUAUGACCCUCAUCUGUCAGUGUGUCAAACAAAACCCCUCUGUGUUGCUCCAAAGCUACUUUUAAGUUGUUAAACAUUUUAGUUGCAUGGAGCCUCAUGUUUUAGGUUGGCAUCCAUUUUGUGUCGUGUGAACUUACCUUGUGAAAUUGAAAGUGAACACUCACUCUCCACAUUGGAGAAAUAAGGAGUUAAAUUGUGGCAACACUUAGUGGAAAGUUGAGACCAACUAACAGGCUUACCUCAGAAGUCUCCGAUAUUUGACAAAGAGAAAAGGGACAUUUAGGCAAAUGUGCUAUAGUAAGCUCUAUUGAGUUGAAUUGCAUCUUAUUGGCCAAAACAAGCAUUAGAAUACUUGUUCUGGUAGAUCUGGACAAAUUAUUUUGUGGUAGCAAUAACUUAAACUAACAGAACUGUGAUUAGGCUAUAUAUUCUUACCUUAGUAAAGUGCAUUAAUUGUGUGUGAGAAUCGCCAACAUUCUUACGUUUGGCUGUUGCAUGGGUACAGACUUGAAGUGAUCCGUAAUUCAGCGCAGAUCAUCUGGGAUGCCAAUGUGCCUGUGGCUUGUAAGGAGGCAUCAGAAUCAAUAACUGUUUCUCCUGAUGAAGUAAAGUCUUAAAUCAGCUUUGCACUGAAUCACUCUCCACUUCAGUGGUCCUUCACUGCAAACCUUCCCAAGCACCCUCCUCACGCCACAGACUAUAGCGCAGUGAGUGAGGGUGACCUGGCCUGUGUCCAAUGCAUCAACAGUCACCAAUCCAUCUCUUCAUGACAUCACACGAGGACACUACUGGUGCUGCUUUUUGAUUUGUGACAAUCUCUUGUAUAGAAGUAAUCUCACCACUGAGUGGCGUUCCUUGUCAAUGUGACAUUGUCAGUGGCGUCAAUGUCCUCAUGCAAGUACCUGUGUCAUCUUUGCACUACAUCUUUACAUCUUUGUUAUCUUAAAGAAGUUUACCCCUCGAUAACAGGUUCUCCUAUAGCAAUCAUCUAAGGGAUUUUUAUGGAAAUGCUAACAUUUAGUAAAGACUUGUUCAAACUUCUCCAAGAGAAGAACCAAUGCUAUUUUUAAAUUGACCUUUGGCUUGGACAGUGCCCUAACAAUAGCCCACAUCAAGAAGAAGCAAAGGUUUGAGCUCCAUCCACAUGUCUAUGGACGGCCAUUGGAGAACUAGAAAGACAAACUCUCAGGAUCUACUGAUACACAGUACUGUAUUUAAAUGUUUUGUUAUGUGUAAUAUACUGUACCAUAGUUUUGCUGUACUUGCACAGUUUUCUAAACUCUUCAGUUUCUUUUUAUAACUUGAAAAAUAGAUGUGACUUCUUUGUUGUCUUCAGUGGCUGUUUUCUUUUAGUUAUGUUAGUGUUUCUUCCCCUAUAAGAAUUAUUCACAAAAGUUAUGCAUUUUGAUUGUUUUUUUCUCUUCUGUAGAAUAGUGGCAUUUUAUUUAACACAAUUUUAAAAAGCAUUACACAUCACACUUCUUCAUAUUGUCUUCUCCCCACACCAGUCACAUUGUACAACAAGCUAACAGACGACUGUAUGUGUUCAUUUGUUGUGGUCUUAAGUCUCGAAGCAUCGCAGUUCAUUUUCUUGCCAUCCAUUUGCAUCAUUGAUCUAAUAGGUGCUGUAGCAUUGUGCCAGCAAUGCACUACAUUUCUUUCCUGCUUUUACUUUGCUUGGUUUGGUUUGUCUGGGUUAUGGAAUUUAAUGGUGGUUGAGCUCAACUGUGAAAUUCACAUUGCACAUAAUUUGAAAAUAAAAUAACUGAAAAUA
This is a messenger RNA of Boleophthalmus pectinirostris (great blue-spotted mudskipper), 4211 nucleotides long. RefSeq names its product kelch repeat and BTB (POZ) domain containing 8 (gene kbtbd8). Gene Ontology annotation, molecular function: protein binding. The record is from RefSeq and is a predicted model, not a curated record. Bases 29 to 1843 code for a protein of 604 amino acids. Lineage: Eukaryota; Metazoa; Chordata; Actinopteri; Gobiiformes; Gobiidae. The transcript has 5 exons.